Dunckerocampus dactyliophorus (ringed pipefish) is the source of this 5104-nucleotide messenger RNA. RefSeq names its product paired-like homeodomain 3 (gene pitx3). Gene Ontology annotation, molecular function: RNA polymerase II cis-regulatory region sequence-specific DNA binding; DNA-binding transcription factor activity, RNA polymerase II-specific. Gene Ontology annotation, cellular component: nucleus. Bases 328 to 1200 code for a protein of 290 amino acids. Gene Ontology annotation, biological process: anatomical structure morphogenesis; regulation of transcription by RNA polymerase II. The record is from RefSeq and is a predicted model, not a curated record. NCBI's taxonomy places the organism in Eukaryota, Metazoa, Chordata, Actinopteri, Syngnathiformes, Syngnathidae. The transcript has 4 exons.
UUUAGCAUGAAGUCAUCCUCCACCAUCUCUGCUCAUACACUUACACGGUGUGUGAGGAUCCACACUAACAUUAUUACACUUACACCGCGCGUGUGUGUGUAUGUGUGUGUGAGAGAGAGAGAGAGACAGAGAGCGUGUGUGUGAGGAUCUUCUUCUUCUUACAUGACAACACAAAGACAAACUCUCUGCUUUUAUGACUUUUUCUACUCACGGAGGACCUUCUAUUUUCAUGUCAAACGUGAAGUCAGGACAUCCUGCAGACCACAGCAAAGCUCGUUCACAUCUCUACGGAUGAUUUCACCCUGACCGGGACGAAAUAGCCUGGUUAUGGAUUUUAACCUCUUGACGGAUAGCGAUGCCCGCAGCCCGGCGCUGUCGCUGUCCGACUCCGGUACCCCCCAUCACGACCAGAGCAGUAAAGGCCAAGAGAGCAGCGACACAGAGAAGUCCCAGCAGAACCACUUGGAUGAAUCCGGCGCAGACGACGGCUCACUCAAGAAGAAGCAGCGGAGGCAGAGAACUCACUUCACCAGCCAGCAGCUUCAAGAGCUGGAGGCCACCUUCCAGAGGAACCGCUACCCUGACAUGAGCACCAGGGAGGAGAUUGCAGUGUGGACCAAUCUCACAGAAGCACGGGUCAGGGUGUGGUUCAAGAACCGGCGCGCCAAGUGGAGAAAGCGUGAGAGGAACCAGCAGGCAGAAUUGUGCAAAAAUGGCCUUGGUGCCCAGUUUAAUGGACUGAUGCAGCCCUACGAUGACAUGUACGCAGGCUACUCUUACAAUAACUGGGCCACCAAGAGCCUAGCAAGCAGCCCGCUCUCCGCCAAGAGCUUCCCGUUCUUCAAUUCCAUGAACGUAAGCCCCUUGUCGUCCCAGCCUAUGUUCUCCCCGCCCAGCUCCAUCCCCUCUAUGAACAUGGCCCCCAGCAUGGUGCCUUCGGCGGUGGCUGGAGUUCCCAACAACUUGGGCAGCCUCAACAACCUCAACAGCCCGACGGCUCUCAACUCAGUGGCAGUGACGGCAGCCAACUGCCCUUACGCCAGCGCCGCCAGCCCCUACAUGUACAGAGACACCUGCAACUCCAGUCUGGCCAGUCUGAGACUGAAGGCCAAGCAGCACACCAACUUCGCUUAUCCCACCGUGCAGAAUGCCGUGUCUAACCUGAGCCCCUGCCAGUACGCUGUAGACCGGCCAGUAUGAAGAGUGGAAAGUAUCAAGUCCACGAUUUCCCCCAUGGGCCAUCCUGGUGCCAAGGAGUACUCACUUUGCUUGGGAGGCCAAGUGACCCACUGUUUGGAAGGAUUUCUACAAAAUUUCCUACAAAUUUCCUUUUUUCUCAACUGCAUGAUUAGAGUAAGUGUAGAACGCCAGGGGGAAAGAGACUGGAAACUAACCUGCGAUUAUCAGGUGGGAGGAAUCUCUGCUGUAUAUAACAGACAUUUUUUUUCUAUGUAACAAAAUAUUACAUGAGAACAUAGUACAUUUAAACCAUGUCCACACCAAGGCGGAUAUUUUCACAUUUUCACCAUACGGCUGUUUAAAAAAUGUCUAUUCCCACAAGUGUAGUUUAAAGAAAUAUCUGUCCACAUAAAAACACUUGAACCGGCCGUCGUUUUCAUUUAGUCCAAUCACAAGCCUGGAAAAGCUAGCGCAGCUCCAUUGGCGACAUUACACUUCAUCCCCGCGCCUUCGCAGUUCAGCAUUCACGACCACGGAAAUUCGCAGAUUUUUGGUCAAAACAAAGUUUGUAAAAAUAUUUUUUCUCCAAAUGUGACUGUAAUGUUUUUGCCAUAUAUCUCAUUUAGCCUAAGUUAACAAUGUAUUAGUAAAACAUGUGAUGUGCAUACAGUACAGUAGCAUGCGUGUACAGUACAUCAUCGACGUAGCGUGAACCUAGCACGUAUGCUGAACGGAGUCUGAUCCACCAUCUUAUAAUAUCAUUGGUUAGUGGUGAGUUGCUAUAUUUUAUACUUAAAAUGCAUUUAAUAAAGUAUGUGGGGCAUAUUUUGGGCUUCAGCAUGGCUCGUGCUUCCAAGCAUUUAGCUUGUUAGCUUCUGUUGCGAGUGAACAGUGGCAAUUGAAGAGAGAAGGGGAGGGUUGUGGAGCUCAAUUUAAUCUAAUCAUUACAGUCACAUUUAAUGCUAAUGUUGAUCUAAAAUUAAAGGUCAACAUCCAGCUAGCGGGAGGGUUUGGAGGGGGAGGAGCGAGCCGCGUUUCAGUAGAUUUAAUAAUUCAUUUGAAUGAAAUAAUACAAAAUUGUAAUGGUUGUAUCAGUUACUGUAUAGUAAUCCCUCGCCACUUCGCCCGUCCAAUUUCACGCCUUCACGCGAUCACGGUAAUAAAUCAUGCUGUUUUGUGGUUGAAUACGGCGUAUUAUUAGUCACAAAAUAUGCAUAGUUAAGCAAAUAUUGCGUAUUUUUUGUCUGAAUGAAGCAUUUUCAAGCAUAAUAAUGUCUAAGUGAAGAAAAAUACAAAUGUAAGGCAUUCAGAAGACGCAUUCAGAGAUCAUAUGUGUGAUCAUAUGUGGUACUGUACACUGGUCACUAGGUGUCAGUAAUGCUACUGUAAUGUUAGCUGAGACACACAAGCACCAGACUUGGCUCGCAACAAGCACAAUAAUCCCGAAUAAAAACACGGGCUACAGUUGCAGCCGUGACCCACGCCGAGCUACAACUCAAUUCUGAACCCCCGCUGUCACUUCCUGUCUACUCCCCACUCAGCUCCCCUAGCACCGCAACACAUUUACAGCAACACACACAAGCUUGAGUCUUAUUUAUGUCUUAUUUUCUCUCACCUCUUAUGUCCACUAAAUUUGUUAAAAGCUGGUAAACAGGUUUUCUAAGCUUUAAUUCUGAAAAUACUCCAUUUAUAAAUAAGGAAUCCCAAUUCAUCACCAUAAACAAGGGUUUAUGACUGUGACUGUAUGAGUUGUACAAGGAUGUGCACUUUCUAUUUAAAAUCAGUGUUCAUUUACAUGCGGUAGAGGAAACGACAUGAAUGUGUUUUUUUGACAAGGUGUGUGAUUACCGCUGUAUGAAAGGGAAUGAACAGUCCAUAACUUCAUCACAGGUUUUGUUGUUCCAGAAGGUUUAAAAACAAGAGAUAAGAUCACACAUGUCGUAUGACUAGGGCCGUCAAAUCAUUAAAAAUGUUAAGCAAGUUAAUCGCAGUUUUCAAAUGAAUUAAUCAUGACUAUUUUUACUGUAUUUUGUGAAGAAAAACACAAAUAACAGGAUUAUAUAUAUACCGCAAAUCACGGUGUAUAAACCACACCUUUUUUCCACCGGUAAGAAGCAAAAAAUCGGGGUGUGGUUUAUACACAAUGACAGGUCAGAACGCUUCUACAACGCUUCAGCGAAAGAUCAAUCGGACUACAAGCCCGGUCACACCGCCCGAACUUUGCUGUAGCGUCCCUUGAACGGUAGAAAGAGGGGGCCGAAUUUCGACAACGCCCGUCACCACGCACAAAAUGGGAAAAAAAAAUAGAAAACACGGGCGUCGUCCUAGCGGUGCACCGCUGAAGCCGGCGUUGCUUUAGCCUUGAUUUAACGGUAGCGAACGUUGGUUUAGCGGUGACGCGAGCGGUGAUAGAGCGGCGUUCUGCGCAUGCGGAUCAGUUAUCCAUGUAUUGUACAGAACACAUGACGCUGCAUUGCUUCAGUGUGAAUUUGAAUAAACUCCAACCUUGUAUUGUAUUUUACAUCAUCUGCAAUGUUUUAAUGGAAGCUUAGGUUAGCUUCAGUGUAUAUAGAGAUCGUUUCACUGUGUGAAAAUAAAGUCAGCCGUCAGAUAAGUUAGAAAGAAAUUACAUACAAAAGCAUUUUCAGCAACUGUACAGCAGAGGGCGCUAAAGUCAAAGCAACUGUCUGACCCACAGACGGCUAUUCUAAAAUGGGCUUCAUGAAUUCCUUUGCAGAUGAAUUAAUGGACGGCAGAUUUCUCCUUUCUUCUUCUUUUUGAAAUUGCUUAGUACCUUUACGCAUGGGUGCGGUUUAUACACCGUGAUUUACGCUAUUUGUAUGUAUUAACAGCUCCAAAUGAACUGAAAAUUUCACUCAAGCUAAAAGAUAGCGUCUGAAAAUGUGUUUGCCGAUCACUAGCCUCUUUAAUACUGGCAGAACAUUUUACCGUGGUGUGGGUCAUGACAACAGACAAAGACAACAUGCAAAUUAAGAUCGAUUCACAUGUUUUGAGUGUCGAUGCAUUUUGGGAUUUCCGAGUAGACUUAAAUGCAGCAAAUUGUUCUUCCGCAGUAAGAGUUAGUCAGUGAGAGAUAAGAAUAUCCACUUGCUGUUUGUCUUUGUCGUUCUUUUAAUUUAGACCGCCCACACAGCAUAAUAAGGACAUUGUUAUGAUGUUCGUUGUGUCCCUGAACGCACCGCAUGGUGGUAGUUGUGACAAUAAGGAAGUGUCAUUCAGAUAACGACAGGACUAGAGACGUGAGUUUGAUGAGUUCAGGCUGGAAUAAAGUCAUAAAAGAGCGUCGGCCUCUGUGUGGGGACGUUAUUGUGCCUCGUCUGCCGCCAUUCAUUGACAAGAUACGCAUGAGUUGAUUACGCCCAAGAUUUUAAUGUAAUUCAUGAAAUAAAUGAGUUAUUUUUGACUGCCCUGCUUAUGACACACGACAAAAAGCUUGGUUUUUCCUUCCAUAUGCAAACGCUGAAGCAGCACGUUUUGAAAGAGUGUUUCAAAAGCUCUGUUCUUCAGGACAAAACAUGUAAAAGUAUAAUAACAGUCUUGGUGUUGGUGUGGACAUGGCCUAAGAAUGUUCUUGGAAAGCACGGGCCCCAGGGUUUAUGUACAAAGACAGACAUCCUUUGGGAAAUUAAUACUUUGUUGUGAAUUCCUUUCCCCCGGGGAAGGUCAAAGGUUAAAGGCCAAUUUAGACAAGCAAGAGGAGGGCAGGACCAGAUUAGCAAAAUAUCCCACAAUUUACCGAAAGGAGAAUAUGGUGGAAGUCGAAGAAGCCGUGGCGUGUAUAGAUUUGUGUGCUGUUAUCUGACGGGGGUCUGUGACUGUAAACUAUAUCAAAUGUACGAGUGCUGUUCUUACAAGCUUCUUUCCCCAUCUUGCCUGCUUUGUCUCAUUAAAGAAACGAUUCAAA